Messenger RNA from Pangasianodon hypophthalmus (striped catfish), 2090 nucleotides. RefSeq names its product carnosine dipeptidase 2 (gene cndp2). The transcript is spliced from 12 exons. NCBI's taxonomy places the organism in Eukaryota, Metazoa, Chordata, Actinopteri, Siluriformes, Pangasiidae. Bases 164 to 1588 code for a protein of 474 amino acids. Gene Ontology annotation, molecular function: metallodipeptidase activity. Gene Ontology annotation, biological process: proteolysis. The record is from RefSeq and is a predicted model, not a curated record. Gene Ontology annotation, cellular component: cytosol.
UUUGAUUGGCUGUCUUUGGAGAGCGGACAAAGCGGAAAUGCAAAGGCGGAAAAAAAUAGCACACUCAUUUCUUUAGAGUGAGAGUGUGCUGAAGGAGUGGAUUAUUCGGGAGAAAGACUUGACACUUCAGUCUCAGGCUUCAGGACUGCAGCAUUACAGCACCAUGUCUUACCUUCCAGCCCUCUUCAAAUAUGUGGAUGAACACCAGGAUGAAUACAUUCAGCGCCUGGCUGAUUGGGUGGCCGUGCAGAGUGUCUCAGCCUGGCCUGAGAAACGUGGAGAGAUCAAGAAAAUGAUGGAGAUGGCAGCCAAAGACAUAGAGAGGCUGGGAGGCACGGUGGAGUUGGUGGACAUCGGAAAACAGAAACUGCCAGGCGGUGAAGAGAUUCCUCUUCCUCCUAUAAUCCUGGGCAGGCUAGGCUCAGACCCGGGCAAGAAGACAGUGUGCAUCUAUGGACACCUGGAUGUCCAGCCUGCGCAUCUUGAGGAUGGUUGGGACUCAGAGCCCUUCACUCUGGUGGAGAGAGACGGAAAACUUUAUGGGCGUGGAUCUACAGAUGACAAAGGCCCUGUGCUCGCCUGGUUUAAUGUGAUUGAGGCUUUUCAAAAGAUAGGACAGGAGCUGCCUAUCAACAUUAAGUUCUGUUUCGAGGGGAUGGAAGAGUCUGGCUCUGAGGGUUUGGAUGAUUUGGUGUUCUCACGCAAGGACACAUUCUUUAAGGACGUGGACUACGUUUGCAUCUCAGACAACUACUGGCUGGGCAAGACCAAGCCCUGCAUUACCUACGGCCUGAGAGGAAUCUGCUACUUCUUUGUAGAGGUGGAAUGCUGUGAUAAGGAUCUGCAUUCUGGAGUAUUCGGAGGCUCCGUGCAUGAAGCCAUGACUGAUCUGAUUACUCUCAUGGGCUCGUUGGUGGAUAAGAAGGGAAAGAUCCUGGUGCCGGGGAUGUAUGACAGUGUUGCUCAGCUCACUGAUGAGGAGAAAAAGCUUUAUGAGAAGAUCGAGUUUGACCUGGAAGAGUACAGCAAAGACGUGGGAACCAAACGUCUGCUGCACAGCACUAAGGAGCAAGUGUUGAUGCACCGCUGGAGGUACCCGUCUCUUUCACUGCAUGGCAUUGAGGGUGCUUUCUCUGCCAGCGGAGCAAAGACGGUCAUCCCACGCAAAGUCAUCGGCAAGUUCUCUAUCCGCCUGGUGCCUGACAUGGACCCCAAAGUGGUGGAGGAACAGGUCGUCUCCCACAUCAAUAAGAAGUUUGCCGAGCUGGAGAGCCCCAACAACAUAAAGGUGUACAUGGGCCAUGGAGCCAAGGCCUGGGUGUCUGAUUUUAACCAUCCUCACUACAUGGCGGGUAGAAAUGCCAUGAAGACGGUUUUUGGCGUUGAGCCUGAUCUGACCCGGGAGGGAGGAAGUAUCCCCGUGACCCUGACCUUCCAGGAGGCUACAGGACGCAACGUCAUGCUGCUUCCUGUUGGCUCAUCGGACGAUGGAGCUCACUCCCAAAACGAGAAACUCAACAGGUCCAACUACAUCCAGGGAACUAAAAUGUUGGGCGCUUACUUCCAUGAAGUAUCUCAGCUCAGUUAACAGGAUUCGUGUGGAUUAGUAUAACCAAGUUGGCUUGAUAAGGGAAUAAAAAUUGUCCUUCUUAUUAAAUUAAGCUAUUUUGUAAUUAGAUAUAAUAUUUAAUACCAACAUGCCUGUAAGUACCCAGUACCCAGGAAGUGUAUCAGAAACAGUGGUGACUGUAGGAGUCAGUGGUUUGGGUCGUGUCAUAUGAUCUAAUGACGGAUCAAGCUGGAGCUACAGUAAAACACCACCUGACAUUAGAUAUGGGCUCAUAUGUAGCAAAUAAAGAUGCUUCUUGAGUUUAAUCCAGCAUUGUUCAAAAUAAUCGGUAAACCAAAUCAAAGUGCUGCUCUGGAGGUGUAAAAAUGGUUGGUUCUGGCAAACGGUCUUAUGAGCAUGCUCUUUGAUCAAUAACAGGAAGUAUGACUGUUAGGGCAUUUUUCCUUUAAUCUUUUUAAUUGUUGGAUUGUAAAAUGUCACAUACAAAAAGGCAUCAACAAUAAAAGAUGGUUAUUCAUCA